Molecule: messenger RNA, 751 nt
Organism: Halichondria panicea
Lineage: Eukaryota; Metazoa; Porifera; Demospongiae; Suberitida; Halichondriidae
Exons: 5
Coding region: 120-605 (161 amino acids)
Source: RefSeq, a predicted model, not a curated record
CAGAGGAGUGAUGGCCUCUAUAAAAACAAUGUUUUUGGUCCACAAUUAUUAAUUUGAUUGCUACAAAACUACUGACUGAAUAUUUCCUGCUACCUUUUCUACUGGACUCUGCAAUAAAAAUGUUGGCAGGAUUAGCAAGAAAGAUUGGAGUGGUUCUGGCCGGAGUCACUGCUCUCCCAUGGCUGCUCUUCGUGAUUGGAUUUGGAUUGGCCGCCCUGAAUUUCUCAGGUAUACCUGCUGCACAAGGCUCUGUGUUCUUCCCCCAUUUUAUCAUCUCCCUGCUGGGCAUUCCAACCAUUGUGCUGGGAGUGGUUCAUGCUCUUGGUGUAUCAGGAUCUGUGGCUAAGAUUAUCGGGACCAUUACAACAUUUUUCAGUAUUCUGUUUCUUCUCUGUCUGGGAAUGAUCUUAUACUUCAAUGGAAUUGCAUUAAUUUCCAGUUCUGUUUCAGUUUCCAUCAGAUCUAGUUCUGUGUUCCAUGCUCUGAACCUCCAGUUUGCUGGUGCGCUACUAGCCACACUGUCAUGGACUAGUCAGAUGAUGGUAUGGACGUUCUAUGAAGUUCCUGAAGCCGGCAGCAGCAGCAGCAGCGAUAAACCAGUAUAAAAAAACAAAGUCAGAAAAGUGACUUGUGAGUGUACCUGUUUAUUUUUUUUUGUUUAUUGACUUUUAUAGUUAGUGAACUAUAAUAAUAGAAUACAAUGUGUCAUAUAAUGUUUACUGACAUGCAAUGAACCUUAUUCAAAACUCAA